This is a messenger RNA of Chiloscyllium plagiosum (whitespotted bambooshark), 5041 nucleotides long. RefSeq names its product GATA binding protein 2b (gene gata2b). The record is from RefSeq and is a predicted model, not a curated record. Gene Ontology annotation, biological process: negative regulation of transcription by RNA polymerase II; cell fate commitment; positive regulation of transcription by RNA polymerase II. NCBI's taxonomy places the organism in Eukaryota, Metazoa, Chordata, Chondrichthyes, Orectolobiformes, Hemiscylliidae. Gene Ontology annotation, cellular component: nucleus. Gene Ontology annotation, molecular function: DNA-binding transcription factor activity, RNA polymerase II-specific; RNA polymerase II cis-regulatory region sequence-specific DNA binding; zinc ion binding.
CACUAUGUUUACGGACCAGACUGGGCUCCUUGGCGCCAGUGUGAGGCAUGGAAUGGUUUCAGGAACACAAAACCCAGUGAUGCUUUGCAUUUUAUCAGCCUUUCGCCCAGCGCCCCUUAAUACAUUCUGUCUCUCAUUCUGUGUCUCCCUCUCCCUAUAAACCGAUUGCAGCAACACAAGAUUAUAGAGCGGGGGGACUAUUUUGUUAGCAGUCCGGACUUGUUAAACUUUCCAAAACUUGUGUGCGAGUUACUCCGUGUUAAAUCGUGAGGCAGCAAGUCCACUCGGCCCGUCCAAAGAGUUUCAGUUUUGCUUUAACUUUGAAAAAAAAGUCCCAUCUCCUCCUCCUUCCUUCCCUCCCUCACCUUCUCCCCCUCCCCCAAAAAAAAAGGAAUAAGGAGAGAGAGAGUGUGACCCAUUUUGGAAGAGGCUAUGGAAGUGGCUGCAGAACAGUCUCGUUGGAUGAGCCAUCACGCCGUCCUGAACAGCCAACACCCGGAAUCCCACCCGAACCUUUCUCACAACUACAUGGAACCCAGUCAGCUGCUGCCCCCGGAUGAGGUCGAUGUGUUUUUUAACCAUCUCGACAGCCAGGGUAGCCCGGUCUCUCCUUAUUACAGCAACUCUCCGCACGCCCGAGCCACCGUCUCAUACCGGCAAGCCCACGCUCGCCUGACGGGUGGCCAGGUCUGCCGGCCUCACCUCCUGCACAGUCCCGGGCUGUCGUGGCUGGACAGCGGGAAGGCGCUGGUCGCGGCUCACCACCACCAUCACCACAACGGCGCGGCUUGGACCGUCAGCCCGUUCAGCAAGGGAGCCCUGCACCCAGGCGGCCCGAGCGGCAUCACCGUGUACCCGGGCAGCGGCUCCACACCGUCCCUGUCCCAGGCGGCAGCAGCAGCAGCGGCGGCAGCGGCGGCAGCAGCUCACUCCAGCCCCCAUCACCUCUUCAGUUUCCCACCCACACCGCCCAAGGACGUAUCGCCGGAUCUGGGCGCUCACAGCUCGGUGUCUCCCUCCAGCUCGGCAGCGGCAGCAGCAGGUCGGCAAGAUGAUAAGGGAUCCAUUAAGUAUCAUGUGUCUAUGGCUGAGGGUAUGAAACUGGAAUGUUCUAGAACUUCUAUACCAUCGCUUGGAGCGAGUGCAGCUUCCACUCACCACCCUCUCCCUACCUACCCUGCCUAUGUUCACGGUGCCCACGAUUACAGCGGCAAUCUCUUCCAUUCAAGCGGUCUGCUAGCCGGCGCCUCCUCUAAUUUCACACCUAAAUCCAGGAGCAAAACACGGUCAUGUGCCGAGGGACGAGAGUGUGUAAAUUGUGGAGCUACCUCCACCCCACUGUGGAGGAGAGAUGGAACGGGACAUUACCUGUGUAAUGCAUGUGGCCUUUACCAUAAGAUGAACGGACAGAACAGGCCCCUCAUUAAACCUAAAAGGAGAUUGUCGGCCGCUCGGAGAGCAGGGACAUCCUGCGCUAACUGUCAGACCAGUACUACAACCCUAUGGCGGCGGAACGCUAACGGGGACCCGGUGUGUAACGCCUGUGGCCUUUACUUCAAACUUCACAAUGUGAACCGGCCCCUAACGAUGAAGAAGGAAGGCAUUCAGACCCGAAACAGGAAGAUGUCAAGCAAGUCGAAGAAAAGCAAGAGGAUGUCGGAUGGUUUCGAGGAGCUCUCCAAGUGCAUGCAAGACAAGACCUCAUCGUUCAGCUUGGCGAGCCACAUGCAGCACAUGGGCCACCUGCCCCCUUUCAGCCAUGCGGGUCACGUAUUGCCCACACCGACCCCCAUUCACCCAUCAUCCAGCCUCUCGUUCGCACACCCUCACCCCUCCAGCAUGGUGACCGCCAUGGGCUAGAAGGAACGGCCACUCCCUCAGAGGAAGAAGACACAGAGAGUGAGAAAGACAAGAGAGAAGUGAGAAAAACAAACAGUUACACAAGGUUUUUGCCUUUUAUCUUGUUUUUCCUUAAGAAAAGAGCGAAGGGAAAUCACGGACAGUGUGUUGUUUGGAAACACUGGGGGGUUUGGGGAGGUGCGGGAGAACAGGCCUCCCGUGAUUGCCUGGUCAUCUUUGCAAGACUUUUGGGUGGGAGUCAAAUUAAAAAUUAUAUACAUGUUACUGUGCCCUUCUUCAUAAAUGUACCAAGAAACUGUACAGCAUUGGCAUCGCCUCUUCAGAAUAACUUGAGAGGCACAAAGAGGGAGGAUUGCAUCAGUAAAGUAUCAAGGAUUUUCAUCCGUCUUAUUGAUGUGAAUAUUGUAAAUCAGAGAAUUCGGGAUAAAUUGACUGGUAAAACCUAAUAGCCGAUGCUGGAUUCUUUUCAUUUUAAAAACACAAAAAAAAUUCUCAAAAAAUAAGCAAAGCCACUUAACUUUGAAAUAUAGUUCUUUCUGUUUGUCUUGCUUUAAUUAUUUCAUGUUGUGCAGAUAUUUUUGUUUUGAGGGGAAGGUUAGCGUCGAUUCUGUGAUGAGAUGCAUGCUUAGAGUAUGCUUCCUGGGCCAGGGUCAUGAAGUUAACUGUACCGUCUGGGCGUAGAUUCUGGAUGUUGUCCAUGUUGGUCCCCACCCUCACUCAUCUGAUUGUGUUGAGUUAACUGGUGAAAGGUGGGUCAUGUCAGGGAAGACCCCUUCAGGGAGAAUGGGCAUACUAGAGGUAUCAUGAUGUGGUGAAACAGUGUGAGGUGAAGCAGGGACAGAACCCAUUGUGAUGGCAGACUUGUUUGUUUGUUUGUUUGUUUAUUUGUGGGAUUGGGUGAACAAUGUCAGUUUGAGGUGGGUGGGGGAUCAUCGUUGGGGGGUGGGUCAGAGUUCCUGGAAGACACUGGGAAUCAUCUGAGCAAGAUGAGAGGAAGGAUGAGGUGUGCGGGGAGUGGGCAAGACAGUGAGAGCCUGCAUUCAUUAACAAAUUAGUCUGUUAUCUUCCAAGUCAGUUCUCAGACACACACCAAAUCUAUGAAUAAAGAAGACCUUUCAGUGUAGAUAAUUAAUUGUGUACAUUAUUAUUAAUAUUUCACAAGCUGGCAGAUAAACACACACGAGAUCUUCAGCAUGUCUGCCAUCUUCAUCUUAAUUUAAAGUGACAGAUCACUGCUCCCACUUUAGACCUAAAAAGGUCAUUGUACUUUAACAAUAAAUUAAGCCCAAUAUUAGAGAACACAUUGGGGAGCAUGCAAACUCGUCGUAACACUAGUUACUGUAUCCUGGAGCUUAUUGCCAAACAGCCCUGAGAACAUGUCAACAAAUUUAACAACAAAGAAAUGCAUUUAUGUGGCACCUUUAAUGUAGCAAAAUAUUUCUAAAUAUGACAAAUAAGGCAAAAUUUGACAUGGAGCUGGAUUUUGCGAAACUUUUGGGGAGGUGACCAGCAAUUUGGUAAAAAUUAUAGGUUUUAAAGAGAGUCCUAAAGAGGAAAGAAUUUGAGAAGGAGCAGUUUGGGAAUAUCACACAUGCGUUUCAUAGUGGGGCCAAGGUGGGAGAUGUUUUAAAGGUUGCUUUGAGAUACACAGUUGUUUUAUGGUGGUCAUUUAGAUUUGAGUUAGCAUUCUCAACUUCAGAAUUAGUGUGCCAUUUAAACAAAGCUGAUUCCUUCCAACAGUGUAACCUCAGAGCUGAAAAAUAGCAAUGAUGAUGCAGAAGAAUUCUUACCAUUAUUUUAUAACUCCCUCAAAAUUAAACUUCCCUUCCUCCUUCUUCUCGUACUCCAGACAUGUCCACUGAGAAAGCUUGACACACGUGAUGAAGGAAAUUCUCACUGUGCAAUGUUGAACUAGAUACAGGGUGAAGAAAAGAGAACAGUGUCCUAUUCAACAUUUUUUCCCUGUGCUCUUUGUCUGUGCUGUGAAAAUUUAUAACUUGUAGAAAAGGGAUGGAUAUAUAUGACCUUGCAAUUGAGAACUGAUGACUAUAUAGUGUCAUUGAGUUACAUUAUGCUGUAUAAGACAGGAAGGAUGUUGAGGAAUGGGAUCAUAUCAGCACAAUUCACUCAGUAAAAAUUCACAGUACCUGGAAUCUAUGAGCCCCUUUCUCCUAAUGCACCCUGAAAUAUUUUCUGCUCUGCAUAUGCCAUCAAAAUAGCUUUGGAAAUAAAAUGUGCUGUCCAUUAUCACAUAACAACAGUGACUGUACAGUAGUUCUUUGAAUGUGAAGUUUUGCCUUGAGAAUUUGCAAAGGCAUGUUAUAAAUGCAAGUUGCUUCUUUAUUCCAUUCCACUAAUAAACAAUCUCAAAACGCACAUCAGCAGCAUUUUAAAACAAAGAGUGCAGCAAAAAAGACACAUCUACAGAUUGGGUUUACCUUAGUUCAGCAUUCUUUCAAAGUAGGGGUAAAGGGAGACAGCAAAGUGUACCUUCAACUGGUAGUCACAUCGUUUUCCUUUUCAACUUCAUAUUGGGUUGAUAAAAAUAUUUUCUGAAUAUUUCUCAAGGACUGAACAGCCAUAUUAAAAAAACUGCUUUAAAUGUUUAUAUGAUGGUUUGCUAGUGGCACUCGGCAUAUAUAGCUGCACUUUGUAUAGGUUAUAUGUAAUAUCGGAGAGGGUGGGAGAGAAGGAAGGCAAUUACUGUCAUGUGUGAGAUACAAGUUAAAAAACAAUCCUUUUUCUCUUUUAUUGAAUAAAUUGACACCCGGUGUGUGUUCUUUUUCAAAUAUGGUACAGCGAAUAAUAAUUUGAAAGGAAGCUGAUUUUUUAAAAUCUGGGAAUGUCAAGGGGAGAGUUACUGACAAAAAUAUUUUUAAAAAAUAAAAAGCAAAAAAAAUCAGAAUAAGAGGACAAGGUGCAAUAUAUUGUCACUCACUGCAGUAUAGCCUUUUCCGCAGUGAAGAUUUUUAAAUUAUUUUGUAUCUAUCACUAUAAACAUAUGUUGUUUUCUUGCAGUAUUUACAUUUUUCUCCUUGUUUUAUUUUUUGUCGGUAGAUUAAGUUAUUGGUUAAAUAUGUACAACAUGUUUAUAUAAUUAUCUGUAUAAAUGUGUAUCUUAUCAUCAUUAUUCCCCAUGAACAUUGCUAAAGGUAAUAAUAAUAAAAAAAAUUUAAAACCA